Dermacentor albipictus is the source of this 5532-nucleotide messenger RNA. RefSeq names its product high affinity nerve growth factor receptor-like. The record is from RefSeq and is a predicted model, not a curated record. NCBI's taxonomy places the organism in Eukaryota, Metazoa, Arthropoda, Arachnida, Ixodida, Ixodidae. Gene Ontology annotation, cellular component: signaling receptor complex; plasma membrane; axon. Gene Ontology annotation, biological process: positive regulation of kinase activity; positive regulation of phosphatidylinositol 3-kinase/protein kinase B signal transduction; protein phosphorylation. Gene Ontology annotation, molecular function: transmembrane receptor protein tyrosine kinase activity; neurotrophin binding; neurotrophin receptor activity.
GGUGUCGGGAGCGCUAGGAGCGCGUGCGCGCUCUCAUCAGAGCUGACGUCCCGUCGCACCGACCGGCCGGCGAGCUGCUGCCGCGCUCCCAAGUGAGAGACAUCGACGCCCGCGUCGUCCCGCUUGUUUCGGAUGUGAUUUGCCGCGAGAAGGAGUCGCUGUCUCCUCGCUCCCUAAAGGAGGGUACGAUCCUUCCGCGUUUCCCUUCGGCCGUCGUUUAAAGCCGGCGGCGAUGGCGGUCUGCCAUCACCACCGCCCGAUAAUCUGUGCCGACGCCGCUGGCUGGGGUGCCCAAGCACGGGCCAGGUAAGCCCACGGCGCUUACUCCUGGACGCCUGGAGGUCCUGCGAGAACACGGGACGCGAUCCUGUCCUCGUUCGUGUCAUCUAGGGACGUGACAUUCGAGAAACGCCCGUCGUCGUUUAGAAAGUGUGUGUUCCGGGCUCUGCGCCGGACUACCACUCUGCGACAGCGCGGAGGACAUGACUUCCCCAAAGACGAAGGAUACUCCGGCCGGUUAGGCAAGUCGUCCGGAAGAUACCGCGCCCGACGAGCGAACGGCGGCGCGCCGCCCUGGGACGCGAUGCGGGCCGGCCUGCUCGCCGCCGCUGUGGUCGCCGGUGUGCUGUGCUGUUGUUGUUCUGGCGGCAUUGGACGUGUGGCAGCCGUGCCUCGCUUCCAGGGCAGCGUGCCGUCGGCUUCUUCGCACGGCGGCGAUGCUCACGGCUCCGCGCAGACGGCCGCACUGGCCGCCAACGCCAGCCGGCCCCUGCUGCCACCCGAGCAGUUCUGCCAGAGCCUGGGCUGCUCCUGUCACCUGGAACAGAGGCUGGCCUGUCAGCUGGAGAGCGACCGCAUCGCUGCCAUACCGCGACUCCUCACGCAGGAUCGCGCCGACAAGAUCACAGACAUAAGUAUCGAGAACCAGAGAAACUUCGUGGAGCUCAACGAGACUCAGCUGCAGUGGUACCCUUCCCUGAAGACACUGACUGUUCACAAAUGUGGCCUGAAAUACGUCUCUCCUAAAGCCUUCCAGCACAACCAGGAAAUCCAGAAAAUCGAUCUAAGGUUCAACCAGAUAGAAGCGAUCGCCUGGACUGCCAUCGACGGACUACAAACUAUAGAGCUGCUGAUCAGCGACAACAGGCUGUCGUGCAACUGCAGCAGCAAGUGGAUCCAGCUGCAGAUCGCGCGCAACAGCAGCAUCUUCGGGCCCCUGGGCAACAAGAUCGAGUGCUGGCCGCCAGACGGCAGUCCGCAGCCGCUGCUCCUGGCCACCUACCCCAUCACCGGAUGCGACGUGCCCGAGGUGGAGGUGGUGAACUCGAGUGCCGUGGUGAACGAGCGCGAUCGUGUGACCCUGACGUGCCGCGGCUGGGGCCAGCCGCCGCCCAAAGUGCACUGGAACACGACGAGGGUCGAGGCGGCGCCCUUCGACGUCGCCAACACGGUCUCCGAGCAGGUCGGCCCCGACGGUCGCCUCAUCCAGGUUAAGACGGCCGAACUGAUCCUGCACAGCGUGGACGGCACAGCCAGCGGCAUGCUGCGAUGCUACGCGGACAACGUCGUAGGCCGCUCCAAGGCAGAAGUCAGCCUCACCAUAUUCACACCGCCCCGCUUCUUGUCCAUGAGCUUGAGCAAGGGCUACUACCAACACAUCAAAUACGAAGCGGUGGGUUAUCCGGCGUACAAUUACACCUGGUACUUCAACAACCAGCCACUGAUCUUGGACGACAAAAACGAUAAGAACGAGAAGAACAAGUACAGCGCCGUCAACGUCAAGACCGACGCUGCCAUCUACAGAGGUUACCUGGAGUUCCAGACAGACCUUCCUUCCAACGAGGGCAUCUACACUCUGGUCAUCGAGAACGAGUACGGCGUCGCCAACAAAAGCGUCGAGGUGUCCUUCACGCCAUUUCCCCAGAACGGACACAAACUCCCGAGAAUGCCGGUGCCUUCCGGAAAGCCCCGGGUCCAGGAGCGAGAAAUGACAGACGCCGAGCAGCACCAGCUUCCCAUGAUAGUGGCGCUGAGCGUGCUGCUGGUGCUGGUGGCGGUGGGCGGCGCGCUCGUGAUGCUGCGCUGGUGCCAGUUCCGGCAGGACUACGCGGCCGACGGCACCCGCUUCUCGGCCUGGCUCUGGGACUCGCUGCGACCGGGCGGCCGGCGCUGCUUCGACCGCAAGAGGGUCGUGGGCCGCGAGCGCAUCCCGCUCAACAUGGCGCGCAUGGUGGAGAACCCAAACUACCCCGUCUACCACCAGGACUCGCUCAAGGGCGGCAAAAAUGCAGUGCGACAUAUCGCGCGCGAGAAGAUCAGCUUCAUCCAGUCGCUGGGCGAAGGUGCGUUCGGGCGCGUGUUCCUGGGCACCGUGGACUACCUGACCCCCGACGAGCCGACGACGCUGGUCGCCGUGAAGACGCUCAAGGACGCGGCGGGCGACGAGGCACGCGUGGACUUCGAGCGCGAGGCCGAACUGCUCACCAACCUGCACCACGCAAACAUUGUGCGCUUCUACGGCGUCUCCACCGACGGGGACCCGCUCAUGAUCCUCUUCGAGUACAUGGAGUACGGGGAUCUCAACAAUUUUCUCAGGGAUCGUGGCCCGGAUCGGUCGGUGCUGGAUCCUGGCGCCAAAGCUGUUGCACCUCUGACAAGGGCUGACCUGCUGAAGAUAUCGGUCCAAGUGGCAGCCGGCAUGGAGUACCUGGCGUCGCAGCACUUCGUGCACAGAGAUCUCGCGACACGCAACUGUCUCGUCGGCGACAUGUUGGUCAUCAAAAUAGGCGACUUCGGAAUGUCUCGGGACGUCUACAGCACCGACUACUACAGGGUGGGAAGACACACCAUGUUGCCCAUCCGGUGGAUGCCUCCGGAGAGCAUCCUAUACCGCAAGUUCACUGUCGAGUCGGACGUCUGGAGCUUCGGCGUCGUGCUCUGGGAAAUAUUCGCGUUCGGCAAGCAACCCUGGUACGAGCUGUCAAACCACGAGGUGAUCCAGCAGGUGACAAGCGGUAAACUCCUGACCAAACCCGACGGCUGCCCCGAGGAGAUCUAUCAGAUGAUGCUGACCUGCUGGAAGACGCAGCCGCAGGACAGGUGCCCUAUCAAGGAGCUCCACUCACAGCUGGAGCACUUCUGCAAGGCCGAGUCGGAGUACAUGCCCGUCAUUGAGUGAUCAUCGCACCGGUGCUGUUGUGACGACAGGGCUACACCACGCCUUGUGUGCCCUCAACCAUGCUCGGGACGCACAAGAUGGCAGUCCUAACCUGCGCGCUCUCUGCAACGAGCAAAUAGCUGAACAGAUAACACUAUCCGUUGAGCAGCAGCCCGUGCAGCCUCUUCUGCCUUCCACGUGUAGGGAGCUUCGAGCUUUCGUUUCAUAGAGCAGAAAUUGGCCACGACGACAGAAAGUGAGCAUCACAGUGAAAUCAGGCUCAAACACUCGAUGACACACACGCGCGAAUAAAAAUUUUACUCAAUAUCUCGCACUAGAGCUUCGUCAAGUUCGUCAGCCGUUGCAUAAAAAAAACGAUGAUGUAGGUCUGCGCAACUGGACGCUCCGUUAGCUGCCCUAAUUUCAGAAACGGCCAGUAUCGUCUCUCGAUGAAAGUCAUCCGCCAAUAUCAAUCGGCUUACACUGUGACAGAUAUUAUUCGGAGUGCGGGCGACAUCCAACGGCAAAAACGCCCUAUACACAACAGAGCCUCCAAGAUCAGCGAAGGGGUACACAAACUUCUAAGGAUCGUUCUUGAAGACCGAACUCUUUAUGGCAAAAGCUGCGAUGAAGACACCGCCAAGCAGUGGGAGGAAAUGCAUCUAGCGAACGACCUUCCCUAACAAGCAAGGCACUGCAUGUUGCGAAGUGCCUUCUGUCAAGAGCGGUCAUGUGGAUUCGGCGCUGAAACACGGAAGGCACCCGUUUCUCUGCUUCGCUACCUUGCCCGUGGUGUCACAAAAAUCACGGACCAACUGGCUCGAUGCUUCUAUUUUUGUGCAUUGCGAUUUCAGUACGUACGUUUGUCGUCAUAGUAUAGCUGUAACAGAACGUGUCACAGUCAUUUUGGAGCGCAGAAAACCCUACAGUAAGCGUGAGGAUUCUGUUAUCAGUGCCAACUAAUUCGCGGCAGGGCAGGUUAAUGCACGACCAUCAGCGCUAAGCAGGUGCUUGACCUCUGUGCCUGCUACCAUGGUCAACAGGCGAUGUAGAACAUCAAUGUAGCUCAGAUAUUUCGCUAAAGCCAUAAGCCUGGCAUUAGUUUAUAAUUAUUGCUAAACAAUACAGGCUCAACUAUUUCGCGCAUCAUACGAGGCAUCCCGAGGCACCUAGGCUUGGUAGCUUCUGCAGGGAGGCACCUACAACUCUAAACGGAGGCCUGGUAUGCGUGGUGUCGUCUGUUUCGGUUCACGCUUUAAUGAAAUCAACGAGGAAUCAGCAUAGCAACCAAAGACUGGGGUAGAGCUUGAUUAAUUAAGGUUCGCUCGGCCGGCUGAGGGCACAAGUCAAGGAACGAAGUAAAGCGAAAAGCACAUUUCGCAGGUCGACCUGUUGUCGUUCCGGAAACUCCGCUGCCACCAAUCGAAGGUAACGGGACCUAGUCAGGGUCACCAGAAAGAGAUGUUUUGUCGUUAUAACGUUGCUUUAAAGGAGUGGCAGCGAGGCCCACUUUGCGGUCACGCUGGCAGAUUAAAUGCCAACACUAGCAAGGACUGCGGAGGCGAAAAAUUAAAGAAAAGCAAGAAUGCUUUUCCGUCUUUUCUGUUAGAGCACUUACAGAUGGACGAUUGGGGACUCGGCGACACCAAAAAUUAACAAAUGAGCGAACUCGCCUCCUAGAAAAGCGCCUUUCUGGACGACUACAAAACCAAAUUCCCAACGUCAAAGUCCCGGUAGUUUUUACAAAGCAUCCGAAAACGCGGAAACGUGCGCAGAAGCUCACAGAAUCCACCGCAAAGCAUUGCAAGCGCAGUUCAGAAUAUUGCAUGCAUUACUACAGCAUCGUCGCACAGUGUGUGCCAUCGAGCGCGCCGGAAGCCGUCAUCGAUUUGUAGCAAGUCAUCGAAAGCAUACGGAGCCCGCAUCAAGCCUGCCGAGGCCGUGUGCGCGACAGUGCUUCACUUGUGACCCUUUGUUUGCGUGUGCUCGAGCGCGUCACAAUGAAGCUGCGUGAUGUACUGUCUCCUCGCAUAACUCAGCUUCGUCAGAAUGAACUUUUACUACCAGCAUCGACACACCACGCGUUCUAACGUCAUUCCUCGUUCUGUUCCGUGAUUUAAUGGCGCUUCUGAACGGUGCCACAGAGACGGACACCAUCUUGUGCGCGGAAGUGUGUUCGUGUUCGUGUACCCACCCACGUCGAAGAGAAUGUGUCGCACGCGGGGACGUCGUCAAAAUGUGCUUUUAUUUUCUGACCCGCCGUCCGGCGCAUUAGGAACCUCCAUCGCGCUUACGUGGGACAAAAGCGAUACGAAGAGAUGUUUACCUCGUUUACGCUUCUGGUGUACACACAUAAAUGUACAAAAUGUGCUUUC